AUGUCUGCCACCACAAAGGAAACCCUCGCUCGCGUGCAGCGCAUGAUUCCACCGAUGCUGGAUCACUUCCACAAGGGACAGCUCGGCCGCAUCGGCGUCCUGGGAGGCAGCGAAGACUAUACUGGCGCGCCGUAUUUCUCGGCCAUGGCCAGCGCACGAUUAGGAUGUGAUAUGUCUCACGUCAUUUGCACACCGGCUGCCGCCGCCGUCAUCAAGACCUACUCGCCUAACCUCAUGAAGAACGCCGAGACAGACCCGGAACGGAUUGCUUUAAGCGUGGCCGAUAUGUUGCCUCGACUCCACGUGCUCGUCAUCGGACCGGGUCUCGGCCGCGAUCCGCUGAUGCAGGCAACAGUGGCACGAGUCGUACGUGCCGCGCGCGAGCGGGACCUUCCCAUCAUCCUGGAUGCUGACGCGCUUCUGGUGGUGCAAAAGGAUCCUAGCCUCGUGCGUGGUUAUGGGAAGGCAGUGCUGACGCCCAACGUAGUCGAGUUCUCACGGCUGUGUAAAGCACUCGGUGUCGAUGAGGACAAAGUCACAUCUGAAGGCGGCGAGACUGGCAAGGUGGAGGCUCUGGCCCGGGAACUUGAUGGCGUGACCAUCAUCCAGAAGGGAGGCAACGAUUAUAUCUCGAACGGCAAGACAACGCUCGUCGUUGAUCUCCAAGGUGGUAAGAAGCGCAGUGGCGGACAAGGCGAUACAUUAACAGGGGCUAUCGCUACGUUUCUGGGGUGGAGGCACGCAUAUCUUGAAGGCCUUUGGGAUCGAGGCGAUGCUACGCUGGCUGAGGACGAGCUGGUCGGACUUGCAGCAUUUGGAGGAAGUGCAAUCACCAGAGAAUGCUCGCGACGAGCCUUUGCAAAGAAGGGACGGAGCCUACAGGCGAGCGAUCUUACCGAUGAAGUCCACAACGCUUUCAUGUACUUGUUUGGCGACGUCGAUGGCGACGCGGAGGCCUACAAGCUAUGA
Verticillium dahliae VdLs.17 is the source of this 969-nucleotide messenger RNA. Its product is annotated as YjeF domain-containing protein. The transcript is spliced from 5 exons. NCBI's taxonomy places the organism in Eukaryota, Fungi, Ascomycota, Sordariomycetes, Glomerellales, Plectosphaerellaceae. The coding region runs from base 1 to 969 and encodes 322 amino acids. Gene Ontology annotation, biological process: metabolite repair. Gene Ontology annotation, molecular function: ATP-dependent NAD(P)H-hydrate dehydratase activity. The record is from RefSeq and is a predicted model, not a curated record.